Molecule: messenger RNA, 2191 nt
Organism: Hemibagrus wyckioides
Lineage: Eukaryota; Metazoa; Chordata; Actinopteri; Siluriformes; Bagridae
Product: surfeit locus protein 1
Exons: 9
Coding region: 151-1071 (306 amino acids)
Biological process (GO): mitochondrial respiratory chain complex IV assembly
Cellular component (GO): membrane; mitochondrion
Source: RefSeq, a predicted model, not a curated record
AUGGUAACAUUGAAAACAUUCCCUUUAGCACACGUUUUUGAGGCUAAUAUAUGGAUGCUCACUGACCUCCUACUGCUUUAUUCAGUUUAAAUAGAUAGAUAUACAAAGAACCCACUGGAGAUUUCACGUUAAAAUAUUUAGAGUAUAAUCAUGAGCAGUUUCAGAUGUAUGCAGACUCUGUGCAGUUACAGCCGCAGAAUCAUUCGGAUUCAUACACAAACAAUCACUCCCACAAGGAAUCUUUACUACAGGUCACGACAGGACCUCCUUAAACAUGAGCAUGUUAAAAUUGCACACAAGCGUCAACAGUUCAAAUCCACUGUUGUCCAGGAAGAACGGAGUGAGGAUUCCAUAUUGAAAUGGUUUCUGCUGUUGAUCCCUAUUACCACCUUUGGCCUUGGAACCUGGCAGGUAAAGCGGAGGCAGUGGAAGCUGAAGCUGAUCGAAGACCUUCAUUUAUUGACGACUGCAGAACCAAUCCCGCUUCCCACAGAUCCUGCAGAGUUGAAGGAUCUGGAGUACCGGCGUGUGAGGGUCCGUGGUCGGUUCGAUCACUCUCAGGAGUUGUACAUCCUGCCACGUUCGCUGGUGGAUCCUGAGAGAGAAGCUCGAGAGGCAGGCAGACUGUCAUCCAGUGCAGAAAACGGAGCUAACGUCAUCACACCGUUCCACUGUACUGAUCUAGGGAUUACCAUCUUGGUGAAUCGAGGUUAUGUACCCAAAAAUAAAAUUAGACCAGAAACAAGGACGAAGGGGCAGGUGACUGAUGAAGUGGAGCUGGUGGGUGUGGUGCGUUUGACGGAGCAGCGCAAACCGUUUGUUCCUAAGAACAACGUGGAGGCCAAUCGGUGGCACUAUCGGGACUUGGAGGCUAUGGCGAAAGUGACUGGUGCUGAGGAGAUCUUCAUCGAUGCUGUGUUGGAGAGUACAAUCCCAGGAGGACCAAUAGGAGGACAGACAAGAGUAACACUGCGGAACGAACACAUGCAGUACGUCAUUACAUGGUACGGACUGUGUGCUGUUACUUCCUACAUGUGGUAUGCAAAAUUCAUCAAACGCCUCAGCUUAUGAAACCAACCUGUUUUUGUACAGACCAUGGGGUAAAAAUUUCGAAGGGUACUUUUUUUUUUAAAUUGUUGAUCAAGUAUCUAAAUGAACCAGAAGUCUGGAAAUUCUUUAAAGCUCCUGACUGCAAGCAACAUUCUUUUGGUUUACAGUCAUGUAUUCAGAGUACUCCAAAAACAGUGGUUCUUAUUUCUGCAGUAAUCCUGCCAUGCUCAUCAUCCAUUUCUUCAGCUCCAACACCAAAUUAAGAAUAUCCUGAUCUUGUUCACUGUUGCUGCAGUUCUGCAAAUCUCAGCAGUUUUAAGCUGCAGCUACUGGGACCUCGAGCACGGCCCUUAAACCUAAGUAUAAAAUGAGAAAUAUAAGUAGUUCUGAAUCAAGUCUGUUAAAAUGCUAUAAAUAUAUUUUUAAUGAUAAAAUUCAAUCAACAGCUGAGCUUCUCUGAUCUUAAAUUCUCUCAUGUUCUUCCUAAGUGGGUUUUCUUUGUCAGAUUUAGUCAUGUAAUAGGAUUAGAACCAUUUAUUUCCAAAUAUAUUUGAUGCUUUUGUUGUGAUUUACAUAUUUUCUUGAAAAGAGGAUUUAUCUUUUGUGGCUAAAAGCUGUUCACAUUACAGAAAAAAAGGAUUCCACUCUUCUUUCAAUACAUGUGUAUGGAUGAAAUUGUAUACAAAAUGUAUUGCAACCAAUUAUUUUUUUCUACAAAAGGGUUAAAGAAGCUGAUGUGGCAGUACACACACAUUAUGAGGGAUGUAAACCUCAUGCUUCUGCACAAUGGGUUUUAAGGCACUUAUUUGAUAUUGGAUGAUACUACUGAAUCUUUUAUAGCUAUUUAGUAACUUUGUUUAGACCAAACCUUGUUCAUAAUCCUGCAGAAGUUGUAAGAGAAGCACCAUUUCAAAAUCAAGUUACAGGCAAAUCACUUUGUUAGCCUAUUAAAUUUGCACAUCACCAGUUGUUUGUCCUUUUGUACAGAUUGAAUUUAUACAGUUAAGUUUGGUGCCUUGAUGCAUGUCAAGUAUUCUUGCAUCAAAGUUGUCCAGUUGUUGCACCCUAAUCUAUAAUGAAUUUAAAGAGCAUUUGCCACAUGACAAUUUAAGUUCACUAAAUAAAGAUCCAUAAAACUUCA